CGCGCAGAGGCUUUCGUCGAGGCCUGGCGAGACCGAGGACGGCCCUCCGCGCCGAAGGCCAAGAUGUCAGAAGACCUUGCAAAACAAUUAGCCAGCUAUAAAGCUCAGCUCCAACAAGUUGAAGCUGCUUUGACUGGAAAUGGAGACAAUGAAGAUUUACUAAAACUAAAGAAAGACUUGCAGGAAGUUAUAGAAUUAACCAAAGACCUUCUUUCAACACAACCUUCAGAAACUCUCACAAGUUCUGAUAGUUCUGCUUCUACUCUGCCCGUUCAUACUUGGAAGGUUGGAGACAGAUGUAUGGCAAUAUGGAGUGAAGAUGGACAGUGUUAUGAAGCUGAAAUCGAAGAAAUAGAUGAAGAAAAUGGUACAGCCGCAGUCACCUUUUCGGGAUAUGGCAAUGCUGAGGUCACACCCCUGCUGAACCUGAAACCUGUGGAAGAAGGAAGGAAAGCAAAAGAAGACAGUGGCAACAAACCUAUGUCCAAGAAAGAAAUGAUUGCUCAGCAGCGAGAAUAUAAAAAGAAGAAAGCUUUGAAAAAGGCCCAGCGAAUCAAAGAACUGGAGCAAGAGCGAGAGGAUCAGAAAGUCAAAUGGCAACAGUUCAACAACAGAGCCUAUUCAAAAAACAAAAAAGGCCAGGUAAAACGGAGCAUCUUUGCUUCUCCUGAGAGUGUAACAGGGAAAGUUGGAGUUGGGACAUGUGGAAUUGCUGACAAACCCAUGACACAAUACCAAGAUACAUCCAAGUACAAUGUCAGACAUUUAAUGCCCCAGUAAUAGAGGGGGAAAUUGCUAAACGUCACCUCUGCAGGGCUUUACAUUUACCUUUUUAUUGUUAUAUUUUUCUAAAAGUAAACUAUUGGUGCAUAGUGAAAAUGGUUGUUACCAUUACUUGGCUUAUGCAGGUACAAGCCUUAAGUAAAAGAAUAGCUGUUGAGAUGACCCCUUCCCGUUACUGAACUUACUUAGCAUAAAUAUACACAAGUCAAAUGUUUGUUUAGGAAAUUCCUUUUGCAGAUCUCUAGAAAGUUUUCAGUUAGGCAUUUAGUGAGGGUACUGCCAGAACCAACCAUUGUAUAAUAAAAUAGUUGCCCCAGC
Messenger RNA from Euleptes europaea (tarantolino), 1101 nucleotides. RefSeq names its product survival motor neuron domain containing 1 (gene SMNDC1). The transcript has 6 exons. The coding region runs from base 64 to 780 and encodes 238 amino acids. Lineage: Eukaryota; Metazoa; Chordata; Lepidosauria; Squamata; Sphaerodactylidae. Gene Ontology annotation, cellular component: cytoplasm; precatalytic spliceosome; nucleus. Gene Ontology annotation, biological process: mRNA processing; regulation of alternative mRNA splicing, via spliceosome. The record is from RefSeq and is a predicted model, not a curated record. Gene Ontology annotation, molecular function: RNA binding.